This is a messenger RNA of Ictidomys tridecemlineatus (thirteen-lined ground squirrel), 2868 nucleotides long. Lineage: Eukaryota; Metazoa; Chordata; Mammalia; Rodentia; Sciuridae. The record is from RefSeq and is a predicted model, not a curated record.
AAAGGGUUGGAGAUGUAGCUCAGUGAUAAAGCAAUUCUAGGUUUAAUCCCUGGUACCAAAAAAAAAAAAAAAAAAUCACCAACAUUCAUGCUUGGGCAUGUUCCCUGACCCUUCUAUACCUGCUUCCUCAUCUGUAAGAUGAGUGCAUUAACAGGUCCACCUCUGCGGGUUACCAGGAUUCGCCGAAGCAUUCUCAACAUGAGGACGGGUACUAAAUGGCUGUGUGGGAUCACCUCCCACUUGCAGCUUCUGCGGGCUCCUGUGCAGGCUCCACACAGCUGAGCUCAUCCAACCUCGCGGCACUUCCUGAGGUCAGCACGCUGUCUGCGGCGUUUGCUGGAAGGCUUGGACUACGCCAGCACCGCACAGUCCUUGUCGGUGGCCACCAGGACAUUUCCCUCCCGACUUCCGAAUUACUCUUCAUGCACAGGGGUGAGAGAGUCCUGCAGAAGGCCGGCUGCCCGGGAACACUCUGCCCAGAGGCUCGUUUCUUUAGGGGACAUCCCCAGACUCAGCCCACAGGUGACUGGAUCCAUCUGGUCUCUGCUAGCAACUAAUCCUAACCCUAGCAAAGUCCCCACUCGCUCUGCUUUGGGAGACCACCGCACCCACUCCUUCAGGAGCCCUGCAGAGGGGCCUCCAGACUUCCUGCUGAGAGGACCCUGGCCCAGGCAGGCUUGGCCUGGUCUUCCUGUUUCUGCCCUCCAAGCCUGUGGUGUCUGAGCACAAGGAAGUGGGGGCCAGGGAACGGAGUGGACACGGAGGACAGUGCUGGGGCAAGUCCAAGGGGUAGAGCAGGAGGGCAGAUCCCAGGCUGCAGCCUUGCACACGCAACACGCGGCCCCUCCAAGCCGCCUGCAGUGGGAAGAGCUGAGCAGUCCUUGCAACAGACACCUGAGGACCAGCAAAGCCCCAAAUAAGCCUCCCGAGCCACUGGGAUUACAGGUGUGCGCCACCACACCCAGCGUGACCUCCCUUAUCUGUGAAUCAGGGGUGAUACUCCAGCCGCAUCCCAGGGCCCCCGGAGCAACGCCAGGAGCAGGUUAAAAACAUGAUGGUAACAACAAUUGAUGGACCAAAGAAAAUACCCGGGCCAGGUGUGGUAAUCCCAGCGGCUCAGGAGGCUGAGGAGGAGGCCCACAAGUUCGAGGCCAACAACAGCAACUUAGCGAUGAGGCCCUAAGCAACUUAAGGAGAUCCUGCCUCAAAGAGCAUGAAGGGCUGGGGACGCGGCUCCACAGGAGGCACCUGGUUUCAGUCCCCGGUCCAAAAGGAAAAGAAAAUGCACGGGUGUUCUGUGGAGGUCUGGGUGUGCUUCCCCGGCAGAGUGGUUAAGGGCAUGAACUCAGGAACCAAGCCCAGCUGGUGACCGUGGGGACCUCGGCGCACAUAGGGGUGGUAGUGGGCUUUGGCCAGCGUCCAGGCAUUGCAGGGUAGGGCCUGGAGGACGGCCGCCUCCUUGGCCUCUCCUGCUGCAGGUGGGGGUCACAGGGCGGAGGCUUGAGCUUGGAUUCUGUGGUCAACUGCCACCCUCCCCUCCCCCACCACGUGCACCAGGACCCCAGUGGCUCCCACAGGGACUCCGCCAGGCGCCACCAGAGGCUGAUUCUUUCUCUUGCUCCUCUGCUGGGCUGGCCACUGUCCUCUCUCCAAGGCCGUCUUCCCUGGCCCUCGCAGCCUGGGCUUUGGCGCCAUCGGCACCGCUGUGCCUGGGCCCAUGGAUCCCCUGAGGCGAUCUUUCUCCCCGUGCUCCUCGCGACCCUCAAGCCCCAGGACCCCGCCCUGCGAGGCCUCUGACUCUGUGGGCAUCGAGGCUGUGCUGGACCAACUGAAGAUCAAGGCCAUGAAGAUGGGGUUUGAGUUCAACAUCAUGGUGGUGGGGCAGAGCGGGCUGGGCAAGUCCACCAUGGUGAACACCCUGUUCAAGUCCAAGGUGUGGAAGUCGAGCCUGCCGGGCCUGGGGACGCCCAUGCCACAGACGUUGCAGCUGCACUCGGUGACCCACGUCAUCGAGGAGAAGGGCGUGAAGCUGAAGCUCACCGUGACCGACACACCUGGCUUCGGGGACCAGAUCAACAACGACAAGUGCUGGGACCCGAUUCUGGGCUACAUCAACGAGCAGUACGAACGGUACCUGCAAGAGGAGAUCCUCAUCACCCGGCAGCGCCACAUCCCCGACACCCGGGUGCACUGCUGCGUGUACUUCGUGCCGCCCACUGGCCACUGCCUGCGGCCCCUGGACAUCGAGUUCCUGCAGAGACUGUGCCGGACUGUGAAUGUGGUGCCCGUGAUUGCCCGGGCUGACAGCCUGACCAUUGAGGAGCGAGAGGCCUUCAGGAGUAGGAUCCAGGAAGACCUGAGAAAUCACUGCAUUGAUGUGUACCCACAGAAAUGCUUCGACGAGGACAUCAAUGACAGGAUCCUCAACAGCAAGAUUCGGGAGCGGAUCCCUUUCGCCGUGGUCGGUGCAGACCGAGAGCACAUGGUAAACGGGAGGUGCGUGCUGGGCCGGAAGACCAAGUGGGGCAUCGUGGAAGUGGAGAAUAUGGCGCACUGUGAGUUUCCUCUCCUGAGAGAUCUGCUCAUCCGCUCCCACCUCCAAGACCUGAAGGACAUCACCCACAACGUCCACUAUGAGAACUACCGAGUCGUCAGGCUCAACGAGAGCCACCUGUUGCCCAGCGGGCCGGGCUGGGUGAACCUGGGCCCCGCCUCCACCCAACAGCUGACCACCCCUGCACCCCUGAAGGUCCGAAGGCGGGUCCAAGAGGAUCCCAAGGAUGAGUUCUAAGCACUUGCAGGCUCCCCAGGUCCUUGCACCCAACCCCCAAUACAAUACCUAUUAAAGGUGGACACUGCUUUGUAUUA